This is a messenger RNA of Bactrocera oleae (olive fruit fly), 3158 nucleotides long. RefSeq names its product GDP dissociation inhibitor (gene Gdi). Gene Ontology annotation, cellular component: cytoplasm. Gene Ontology annotation, molecular function: Rab GDP-dissociation inhibitor activity. Lineage: Eukaryota; Metazoa; Arthropoda; Insecta; Diptera; Tephritidae. Gene Ontology annotation, biological process: vesicle-mediated transport; protein transport; small GTPase-mediated signal transduction. The record is from RefSeq and is a predicted model, not a curated record.
CAUUUCAUCCUUGAUGUUGCUUCGUUCACAAAUAACAGAGAAAUAAAGUAUGAUUGCAUGUUCGACCGUUUAAACGAAAACCAGUUUUUUUUGCAUCAUACCAUGUUUGCAUACAAAAAUGACCGUGUAAAGACCGCUAUAGGUUUAUACAAUGUUCAAAACAAACACAAUUGCGUCGUUUGAACUUUCGUCUUGGUAAUUAAACUAUUAAAUAUUUGCUUUGCUAAUUACGAUAUAAAUAUUAGCCCACUACUAAGUUAUUUGCAUGUGAUAUGUAUACUUGUUUACAUGUCUUGAUAUUAAUAUAUGAACAAAUACUUUAAAGAAAUAGUUUUUAUAUACUUAAGAAUUACAUAUUUAAGUAUAUUCUUCAGCACAUACAUUUUUUGUAUGCAAGGGUUCUUUUAAAUUCGUUUCUUCGUAAAUGCAUAACUGUCAUUUGAAUUCACCACAAAUAAUUUUAAAAAAUCACUUAUCUGUCAGAAUUUUUUUACUGUUUGGCAUACAGUCAAAGUAGAGAUUCGAUAAAAUUCAAUUACUUUAUUCGUAAGUAAUUUUUGUACAAUAUGCUUUUUAGAUGUGUAUGUCUCCUAUACUUUUCAAUUAGUUCUGCCAGAGUGUAGUAAACUCUGGCCCACGAAAUAAACAGAAAGUCAACUUAUUUUCUUUAUAUAGCGGCAUCUCUUUUCUGCUUGUAUUAAACUUGCAAAUUUCCAUCGACGAGUAGAAAAUUUUAUUGAACAUUCGAUUGUGUUAGUGGCGAAAAGUGGUCUUCGGGUUUUCUUCCGUCAUAUAUUCAGAAAAAAUCGACUUAUUUAAAAUAAUAAUAUUUUGACUAAAAAAGUAUUAUAUUUUUAUCAUGAAUGAAGAAUACGACGCAAUUGUGCUAGGUACCGGUUUAAAGGAGUGCAUUCUAAGUGGAAUGCUCUCUGUUUCGGGCAAGAAAGUUUUGCAUAUCGACCGAAAUAAGUAUUAUGGCGGCGAGUCUGCCUCAAUUACACCAUUGGAGGAACUAUUCCAACGUUUUAACUUUGAAGCUCCUGGUGAAAAAUAUGGGCGAGGUCGUGAUUGGAAUGUUGAUCUCAUACCAAAGUUCCUUAUGGCUAAUGGUCAGCUUGUAAAAUUACUAAUCCAUACGGGCGUGACCCGCUAUCUUGAGUUCAAAUCCAUUGAAGGAAGCUAUGUAUACAAGGGAGGAAAAAUUGCCAAAGUCCCAGUUGACCAGAAAGAAGCUUUAGCUUCUGAUUUAAUGGGAAUGUUUGAAAAACGUCGUUUCCGUAAUUUCUUAGUUUACGUACAGGAUUUUAAAGAAGAUGAUCCAAAAACCUGGAAAGACUUCGACCCAUCUAAGUCAAACAUGCAGGCACUCUACGACAAGUUUGGCUUGGAUAAGAAUACACAAGAUUUCACUGGUCACGCGCUAGCUCUUUUCCGUGAUGACGAGUAUUUGAAUGAGCCAGCAGCGAAUACAAUUCGUCGUAUAAAGCUUUAUUCAGACUCCUUGGCUCGGUAUGGAAAAUCGCCGUAUUUGUAUCCCAUGUAUGGACUUGGUGAAUUGCCACAAGGGUUUGCACGUUUAUCUGCCAUUUAUGGUGGAACUUAUAUGUUAGAUAAACCAAUUGAUGAAAUUGUCCUGGGCGAAGGAGGUAAAGUGGUGGGUGUGCGCUCGGGAGAUGAAGUCGCGAAAUGCAAGCAAGUCUAUUGUGACCCCAGCUAUGUGCCUGAUAGGGUACGCAAGAAGGGCAAAGUAAUUCGUUGCAUUUGCAUUUUGGAUCACCCAGUUGCGAACACCAAGGACGCACUAUCUACUCAGAUAAUCAUUCCACAAAAGCAAGUUGGACGUAAAUCGGACAUAUAUGUAUCUUUGGUUAGCUAUACUCAUCAGGUAGCUGCUAAAGGCUGGUUUGUUGGUAUGGUAUCGACUACUGUAGAAUCUGACCAACCAGAGAAUGAAAUUAAGCCAGGACUUGAUUUGCUGGAACCCAUUGCACAAAAGUUUAUUACGAUCUCUGAUUAUUUGGAGCCAAUUGAUAAUGGCAUUGAUUCGCAGAUAUUUAUUUCGGAAUCUUAUGACGCUACUACGCACUUCGAGACUACUUGUUUGGAUGUAUUGGAUAUAUUUAAAAGAGGUACUGGUGAAGACUUUGAUUUUUCGAAAAUUAAACACGAACUUGGUGAUGAGGAUCAGUAAACGUGUUUAGAUUAUAUAAUUACUAAAAAGAGAGAUUCCGUUGUGCACGGUGAUGUAUUCAAAGUAAUGAUAUGAUGUCCUAUGUAAGGAGAAGAUGAAUCAAAAAUGCGCAUAAUAUACAAUAUAAUCACACUACUAUAUUACAAAUGCUUAGUCAGUCAAUCAAACUGUUACAGCGAAAUAUUGAUAAAAUAGUGAAAGAAUAUGAAAGCUUGACACUUACAAAGCGCGUACAUAUGUAUUAAAUACCAUCUUUGCUAAAUCGUUGUGAAACAAAAAGAAGCAAAUAAUUGUGCAUACCAACAUUUUAUGUAGUGAUUACAUGUAAUAUUAACACAUAACUUUCUAUUGAUUAAAAUGUUUUUUAAAUUUAUUUUAAAUUAUAUUCAUUCCAUUGCAUAUCUAAAAGUAAAAUUUUUUCGUCGUCGAUUUUUACUUUUGUACAACUUUAACUUCGUUUAUCAAUAUUUAUCCAUAACUUUUUGCACAGAAAUAAAUACAUUUUGCCCAACAACAAAAUAUAAAAACAAGCAAAGAAUUUUGAAUUAAUUCGUUGGAGUCUCAAGAUUUAUUUAAUAAGAAUAUAUGGACAGCGCAUAAGUAACUGCCGUUCGAAAAGAAUGCAUUUUCAUAAAUUGCCGGUGGGCUCAAAAUAACAAAGGUAAAAACUGUAAACUUUUAAACUUAAAUUUUGAAGUAUGGAUUAGGAAUAAAUCUUUGUAAAACCACAAUUUUGCUUAAAGUGUUACAGAAAUUUCCAAAAACAAAAGAAAUAAAAAUAUAUGAUUAUGGUGGUUUGCUGCAACAUUAUUAAACUUUGUUCUACUUAUGCACAUUCGUGACGUCAGAUUGAACAUACAUAUAUGUACAUAUAUCUACAUACAUAUGUAUCUAUAUUCUAACGCUGUAUUUGAAAUGUGUUAAUAAAGGUUGGCAUUUUAAGAAUAAAAUAAUUUAUUAUAAAAUA